This is a messenger RNA of Nothoprocta perdicaria, 1050 nucleotides long. It is a transcript of the gene TNFRSF17, whose product is annotated as TNF receptor superfamily member 17. Bases 338 to 751 code for a protein of 137 amino acids. Gene Ontology annotation, biological process: tumor necrosis factor-mediated signaling pathway. Gene Ontology annotation, molecular function: signaling receptor activity. The record is from RefSeq and is a predicted model, not a curated record. The transcript is spliced from 7 exons. Lineage: Eukaryota; Metazoa; Chordata; Aves; Tinamiformes; Tinamidae.
AAGGAGGUCAGCUCUUAACCCUGUCCUUGUAGGUUGAGCAAUGGCAAAAGGAAUACAACAAAGUUCUACACAGCAAAAAUCUCUCCAGCUCCUUACCUCUCAGACAUGCCCUGUGGUAGGCCCUGUGGUAGUCCUUAAAAGUUCCCAGGUGCCAUCCCUUUUGGUCAGGUCAAGUACAUAUAUCAAAUGCAGGUCCACAGGGUCAGCUUAAACUUCUGAAUUAUAUUAUUCUUAAAGGACGCAUCAGGGAGGCUUUGAACUUCAGCUACAGUCAUGAACCCCACAAUACCUCUGACACACUUCAUGGAUUCAUAGGUUUCCAUAAUCACUGACUCCGAUGGCACAGUGCCCCCCGAGCGAGUACUUUGACAACCUGCUCUUCUCGUGUAAGCCUUGUCACCUCCGCUGCGCCGGGACACCGCCGCGGCCCUGCGAGCAGCACUGCCAUAAGGGUACCGAAUCAGGUGGAGUUCUUUGGAUUUAUUUGGGCAUAGGAGUAAUUUUAGUGCUCACUCUGUUCCUCUUAAUGGUCUUGUUUAAACGGAAGCACCUAAAGCAACUAAAAGAAAAACUGAAAUACACAGAGCCCUGCGCGGAGCCGCGCGCCGCCGCGCGCUCCUACUCGGUGCAGGAGUGCACCUGCAGCGACUGCGGCCCGCGCCAGCCUCUGCCCGCCACCGAGGAAGGAGCCGCCGCGCUCGUCACCACCAAGUCCUCUGAUGACUGCAGCUACGUUCUUGGCGCAGGCUGACCAUGCGCCAUCUUCGUAUUUACUCCAGCACAGCUUGCGGAGCAGCCCAGCACGUCAGGCUUUGCGUGCUGUGUACAACAGCCCUUGAUACUGUUGUAUUAUUUCAAGUUCUACUCUUUGUUCAAGUAUUUCUACAUUAUUGUCAGGUGCCUUAUUAUCGGAAUUAGUAAGUUUUGGAAGCCUCUGUUUGGAAUCUCUCUCUGCCUUUGGAGACUGUAUUUACUUGGCGUGUUAUAUUUACUCAUCUGUUUGCGUAGCUGGAUAGAUACGGGCCCCACCAAUAAACAAGUUUUCAAAUA